Messenger RNA from Asterias rubens (European starfish), 1371 nucleotides. Its product is annotated as R3H domain-containing protein 4-like. Gene Ontology annotation, molecular function: nucleic acid binding. Lineage: Eukaryota; Metazoa; Echinodermata; Asteroidea; Forcipulatida; Asteriidae. The transcript is spliced from 7 exons. Bases 71 to 892 code for a protein of 273 amino acids. The record is from RefSeq and is a predicted model, not a curated record.
UUUGACAGCAAAAGGUGCAUCUAGAUCACAGAAGGAAGUUUUUGCAAGAAAAUCGGGAAAAUCAGCUAGAAUGGGUGUGAAUAAAGAAGACGAAGACGUCACUCUGCCUGAGGAAUCUAAGUUGAUUUUGACGGGCGAUGAUGUUGUGGAAACUAAACCCGAUGUACACAAGAAACCAAAGCACAAACAGAACCGUCACUGCUGCCCAACCCUGCAGCCCAAGUCAGCUGGUCAUAAGACUGGUGGUCAGAAGCGUACCCGCCGCUAUGAAAACACAUGCUUCCUCCUGAGUCUGGUGGAUGAGAAUGAUUUUGGUGAAGUGACUAUUACUGAUUUUGUGGAGUCAAGCCAGUCUGUUUUUGAGCAGCUUCUAGCUGACCGUGACAGCCUUGAGAUAUGGAAUGACUUUAUGAACCGUCCUGGGGAAGAGCAAGAAAUCUUCCUCCAGAAGGUUGCUCUGAAGGAGAAGUCGAAGGAUGAAACGAGGGAGGUAGAGAAGACUGAUGGCACUUCAACUCAAGAACAUCCCGUGAACAAAGCAGAAGAUCAACGGACAGUCCAUCCGGCCCAUACCCCAGAGGAAAGCUUCAUGAGGAUUAGUACUCGUCUGCGGACCAUGCUGCGAAGGAAGCAUCUUCCUAAGGGCAUGUUGAAGAAUCAUGAGGAUGAUCUGGUGCCGUGGUUCACUGAUGAUCCUGGGGCGGUCUUCAUAUCGCAUAUUAACUGCAGCUUCGAUCGUCUGCUUCUUCAUGCUGUCUGUCAGUACAUGGACUUGCAUUCAACAAGUUACGACUGUGACGGACGACGUCAGACCAAAGUUGAGAAUUGUCAGGACUCUUUUACCCCUCCGCCGUUACUUCUCUCCCAGUAUUUGGACACCCUCGGCAGCUAGCACCACAUUCCUCGAGUACCAUCAGUGCAGAUUCAAAGGGUUCGCCACAGGAACAAAAUUGAAUCUGUUUCUGCGUCCAAGUCGGAAGAUGUGUGUAGACCGUAUUUACAAAGCGUAGCGAAUAUACACGCAUGUCUCCUGUCCGCCAUUUUGUGUGUCAAAAAGUGCACAAAAGGAAUGGACUUCCCCACACAUGUACCAUACCUUUUUGCUCGUUUUGACACCAAAAAUGGUGGACGGGAGAUGCGCGUGUGUAUGUGCACUGCCCAGUGUGAAUAGGGUCUGUUGUGCAGUUUUUAACUUGUGUGGUGUUUGUCCGACUUUUUAAAAAGCUUCCUGCCAGUGUUUUUGGUGAUCAGCCUUUUUUUAGCCGACCUUAAAAAAAAAAGGUUUGUUCAUUGAUCUUUGAAAUGCACGAAUGCUCAGGUCUAACUGAACAAUGGAAAUGUACCUGGGCCCAAUUUCAAAGAUCUGCUAAG